Molecule: messenger RNA, 1050 nt
Organism: Porites evermanni
Lineage: Eukaryota; Metazoa; Cnidaria; Anthozoa; Scleractinia; Poritidae
Source: the annotation of a GenBank genome assembly
AUGAAGACUUUGUACCAACUCGCCUUUGAAGCAGUGCCCAAUAAGGGCUUGAUGGCGGAAACGUUCCUUGUACCAUGGCACCCGAUCGCGCAAGAAUUGCAGGAGCAGCAAUAUAUCCAAGACAGAAAUAGGUAUAGAGAAGAACAUCGAGUCAAUUUCAGGUUUGUCUACGCAGAUUUGUGUUUUAUCGAAACAUUGUUUUCAAGCUCAAAAAUAUACCCAAGCGAUGUUGCGUUUUUAAAUCGAUUGUGGAAACAAAUCGACAAUUUACUUUAGUUCAUGUUGCUUUUUAGACCGAUUCUGGAAUCCCUGUUUUGGAUUAGAGAUUGCACAUGGUUAAGUGUGAAGACCAAAUGUUGUAUGAUUGAACUGUAAAACGUGUUUUUAAACGCGCUUGUUGAUGUUUAUUUUAGAAAAUGUUUAACUCAGCUGAAACUUCAAAGAUGGAAUACGUAUUGUCAUAAAACCGAAUGGAUCGCAAUUAAGUACGCUAAGUACGGAGAAGACGGAAGAUGUCAACAUUGUAAAAGAAUUAGGACAACGGGUUUAACGUUAGAUGGAUUACGUUUGAAAAGGCAAAAACAAAAAGUUGACCGAAAUGAGGAAACACGUUUAAUACGUCUUUUUUACUAUACUCGUAGAUAAUUAUUCGAUUGAACGUGUUUUUAAACGCGCUUCUUGAUUGUUUUAUUUUUAGAAAUUGUUUGAAUCAGUUGAAACAGCGAAGAUGGAACAUGUAUUGUCAUAAAACAGAAUGGAUUCCCGUGAAUGCGAAGAUACCUAUGUGUUCCCAAUGUAAAAGAAUUAGGACAACCCAGUUAACAUUAGACGGUUUACGUUUAAAAAAGCAAAAGAAAUUUGUUGAUAAAAAUGAAGAGGCGCGUUUAAUUCGACGUUUUUACUAUACGCCAAUUCGUAGACGCUUAGAAUUUAUGUAAGUUUUUGUUUUUAUUCUCUUUAGAAAAUGUUUGCGACAAAUCAAGAAUCGCCAUUUCUGUAGAUCAGCCCAAUGGCUUUCUCUUAAUCAAGGAAACUGUUCACAGUGUCUGA